Aureococcus anophagefferens is the source of this 876-nucleotide messenger RNA. Its product is annotated as expressed protein. The record is from RefSeq and is a predicted model, not a curated record. The transcript is spliced from 2 exons. NCBI's taxonomy places the organism in Eukaryota, Pelagophyceae, Pelagomonadales, Pelagomonadaceae. The annotation marks the transcript as partial.
UACGUCUUGGCGGUGCAGAACGUGCUCCGGCUCAACCCUUCCGGCCGCACGCCCCGCGCGCUGCGGGACGCCUUCCGCCGCAUCGACGCCGACGGCUCGGGCUACAUCGACGUCGGCGAGGUCGACGCGCUCUUCCGCGAGGUCUACGGCCUCGACGAUCUGCCCGAGGACACGACCAAGGCCGAGCGCAACGCGAUGAAGAGCAACAAGGACGCGGACGUCGCCUCCUUCCUGAGCUUCUUCGACGCGAACAAGGACGGCAAGAUCUCCUUCGCCGAGUUCACGGCCGCGCUCGGCGGCGCGGACGCGACCAAGGCGCAGAUCGCGCUCGAGGAGUUCGGCGGGACCGCCCAGCUCCAGCUCGGGCCCGCGGACGACGCGCCGCCGGAGCUCCCGCCGAACGUCUCCGGCGACAUUACGGUGGGCGACCGCGUCGUCGACGCCGCGGUCUACGUCGCGGAGCUCAAGGCCGAGGCCGCGGCGCUCAAGGCCGCGUUGGCGCGGACGACGGCCGCGGGCCCGACGAACGCGAUGACGUCCAUCGGCACCUACAUCGCGUCCCUCGACGAGUCCCAGCGCGAGCUCCUCACGUCGACGAUGACGCCCGACGCCCGCGACGCCGCCCAGGAGCUCGUCAAGUACGUGCUCUCGGGCACCGGCGGCGACCCGGACGCCGACACGGGCGCGGGCCCGACGCUCGCGCCGGACCAGCAGGUCACGCUCGAGCGGCGCGUCCUCGACCAGAUCUGCCGCUGGCAGAUCGUCGUCGGCUACCGCCUCCGCGAGCUCGAGGCCAGCGGCGAGGCGGCCAAGCGCCUCGGCGCGUGACGUCGCGCGCCGGCGAUUCGCGCGCGUGUAACUGUUGCAUUGUCGUUG